UAAUUCGGGGAAGAGCUGACGCAUCAACAGCAGGGACAAGUGGACCACGGAAGAGGAAUAAGGUGCGCCAAUAUUUAAUCACCCCCCUCCGUCACUCACUCUUCCAUGGAAGGCUGAAACCCAAGAAUGAAAAACAGGACUUUCUUUCUUCUUUUAUUCGUUUCUACCUCAAAAGUGUAAAUAUCUUUCUUUCAUUUGCACCUCUCUUUUCCAUUUCACUGCGAAAUCAGUAAAACUCAGCUCCAAGAACCAAAAACCAAAAACCAAAAAGAAAAAAACCCUAGAAUUUGAUUUGAAUCUGUCAAAGGAAAAGGGACAUAUCAAUGGCACUUUCCAAGGCAGGAUCAUCAUAUUGCAUCCCUAGUGAUAUAGCAUGGGGUAGAACUGGACAGAAUGUGGCUUUUGGUGUGGUGAACAAUCUUGAGGCUCCUAUAAUGAAGGAAAAAUCUGUCAGUUUUUCUUCCUUCUUGUGCAACAAGGCCAAGAUAGCACGGAUCUUCCCUUUAGAAACCGUGGGGUUUGGAAGAAAGAGAAGGAAUAGUAUGAUUGUUGCAGCAAGCCCUCCCACAGAGGAUGCUGUGAUUGCUACAGAGCCAUUGACGAAAGAGGAUCUUGUUGCAUACCUUGCAUCUGGAUGUAAGCCUAAGGAAAAAUGGAGGAUAGGUACAGAACAUGAAAAGUUUGGUUUUGAGUUUAAAACUUUGCGACCUAUGAAAUAUGAACAAAUAGCAGAAUUGCUUAAUGGUAUUUCGGAGAGAUUUGAUUGGGAUAAAGUAAUGGAAGGUGACAAUAUUAUAGGACUCAAACAGGGGAAGCAAAGCAUAUCAUUGGAACCUGGAGGGCAGUUUGAGCUCAGCGGUGCACCUCUUGAAACUUUGCAUCAAACAUGUGCAGAGGUCAAUUCACACCUUUAUCAGGUUAAAGCUGUUGCAGAAGAAAUGGGAAUUGGAUUCUUAGGGAUUGGCUUCCAGCCCAGAUGGGGAAUUAAGGACAUACCUGUUAUGCCCAAGGGAAGAUAUGAAAUAAUGAGAAAUUACAUGCCUAAAGUUGGUUCACUUGGACUUGAUAUGAUGUUUAGGACAUGCACAGUUCAGGUUAAUCUGGACUUCAGUUCAGAAGCUGACAUGAUCAGAAAGUUUCAUGCUGGUCUUGCUCUGCAACCUAUAGCAACAGCUCUGUUUGCAAAUUCACCCUUCUCUGAAGGAAAGCCAAAUGGUUAUCUCAGCAUGAGAAGUCAAAUCUGGACUGAUACUGAUAAGAACCGUACAGGCAUGCUUCCAUUUGUUUUUGAUGACUCCUUUGGGUUUGAGCAGUAUGUUGAAUAUGCUCUUGAUGUUCCAAUGUAUUUUGUCUAUCGGAAAAAGAAGUACAUUGACUGCACUGGGAUGACAUUCAGGGAUUUUUUGGCUGGAAAACUUCCAUGUAUUCCGGGUGAACUGCCAACCCUUAAUGACUGGGAAAAUCAUUUGACAACAAUAUUUCCAGAGGUUAGACUAAAGAGAUACUUGGAGAUGAGGGGUGCUGAUGGAGGGCCUUGGAGGAGGUUAUGUGCUCUGCCAGCAUUUUGGGUAGGUUUGUUAUAUGAUGAGGUUUCACUCCAAAAUAUUCUAGACAUGAUAGCUGAUUGGACUCCUGAAGAAAGAGAAAUGUUGAGAAAUAAGGUUCCAAAGACUGGUCUAAAGACACCAUUUCGGGAUGGAUUCCUGCAGCAUGUAGCAGAAGAUGUUCUAACGUUGGCAAAGGAUGGCUUGGAACGAAGAGGCUUUAAGGAAUCAGGGUUCUUGAAUGCGGUGGCAGACGUGGUUAGAACAGGUGUAACACCUGCCGAGAAGCUUUUGGAGUUGUAUCACGGGAAGUGGGGACAAUCUGUUGAUCCUGUGUUUGAGGAACUGCUCUACUGAGUUGAAAUGGAUUCUCAUGAAUCUUAAUUCACCUACUUCAAAGCUUUCCUACUAAGAGCAGUCAGAUUCACCUGGCACUUCAUAACGGGUUUUUUUUUUUUGUGUGUAAUUUGCAAAGUGGCUUUGGAUGUAAUCGUUAUUGAAUCCUUUUCCAUGCUGUUACAGGAAUAAAUUAUGAUGUAAAAAAUCCUUGUUACAAGGAUUUAAUGAAACUUUGCCCCAACUUAGGUUGCAUCGUAAUGCAUAUGGUGAUCCAUUAGUCCGUUUGCUUUAA
Messenger RNA from Theobroma cacao (cacao), 2175 nucleotides. RefSeq names its product glutamate-cysteine ligase (gene GSH1). Gene Ontology annotation, molecular function: glutamate-cysteine ligase activity. The record is from RefSeq and is a predicted model, not a curated record. NCBI's taxonomy places the organism in Eukaryota, Viridiplantae, Streptophyta, Magnoliopsida, Malvales, Malvaceae. Gene Ontology annotation, biological process: glutathione biosynthetic process.